CACGUGUUUAUAUAAACAGAGGCUGUGAGGGGAGGGGGCAGAGUGCGGCCCCAGGGAUGGGAGAGAUACCCUGCUAGCCCCUAUACUCACAUAUACACACACACACACAUAUAUAUAUACAGGUAUAGAGAGAGACAGGAGCUUAUAUAGAGGCUGUAGAUUCCUAUAAGGGCAGCUGGGGCAGAGAAUGCAGUAAGUGCCUGGGCACUCUAGGGGCGCUAUGUAAGUACAGACAUAGAUUAUUGUAUAGAGUUAGAUAGAAGGGGAAAUAAGCCAAAACAGGAAGAAAAGCCAAAAUGUCUCUGGACGAUCCAUUCUCAGUGGUGAGAGGAGAGGUGCAGAAGGCUCUGAACACCAGCCGGGGUUUGUACCAGCGCUGGUGUGAACUCCUCCAAGAAAGCCAAGUUACCAGUGCCGAAGAGUUUGAUUGGACGACCAACGAGUUGCGGAAUUCCUUGCGCAGCAUUGAAUGGGAUCUGGAGGAUCUGGAAGAAACCAUCAGCAUCGUGGAAUCGAACUCGCGAAAAUUCAAGAUCACCGGGACGGAGCUUAGUGAGAGAAGGAGUUUUGUGGAGCAGACGCGGAAUUCUGUAAAGGAAAUGAGAGAUCACAUCUCCAGCCCGAGAUCUCUGGCUUUUAGUGAACGCAAGAACCGAGAGGUGCUACUAGGUGCUGGCCAGCAGCCCAUAAAUGAUCGUUUUUCUCGUCUGGACGAGGAAAUCAUAUCUGGCAACUCUCGCUACGUGGAGGAGCAGCAAGCGCAGCAGCAGCUGAUUAUCGAUGGGCAGGACGCGGAGCUGGAGAUGGUGUCUGGGAGUAUACGGGUUCUGAAAGACAUGUCUUCCCGGAUUGGUGACGAAUUGGAGGAGCAGACUGUGAUGCUCGACGACUUCACCCAUGAAAUGGAUAACACCCGCACUCGCGUGGACUCCGUAUUCAAGAGAAUGGCCAAAGUCUCUCACAUAUCCAGCGACCGCCGGCAGUGGUGCGUAAUCAUCACGCUCCUCCUCGCUCUUAUCAUUAUACUGAUCCUGAUUUUUGUUCCAUGAAUGUGCCGCGCCACAGAACCAGAGAACCCCACAGACCGGAUUGUACCUGGGAGGACUGUACCACCGCCACCGCGUGGAUGAUUUUAGGGAACGUUGCACAAGUAUAAGGUCAAUUUGUUUUGCUUUUAGGCACGGGGGGUUGGGUGGAGCCGGGGGUGGAGCCACACACUGUAUGACUGGCACACUGACAGCUGGAACAUGGCGGCUCCUUUACCUGCCCAGCGUGUGAGAGAAAUAAAAUAUUUUGUAUGUGU
Xenopus tropicalis (tropical clawed frog) is the source of this 1303-nucleotide messenger RNA. It is a transcript of the gene stx10, whose product is annotated as syntaxin 10. Gene Ontology annotation, cellular component: vesicle; trans-Golgi network; Golgi membrane. NCBI's taxonomy places the organism in Eukaryota, Metazoa, Chordata, Amphibia, Anura, Pipidae. The record is from RefSeq and is marked provisional. Gene Ontology annotation, biological process: vesicle-mediated transport; Golgi vesicle transport.